UUAUGUCCAUCACAUCAACUUCAUUUAAUAACUAUAUGCCUAUUAAGUAGAAGAUUUUAACUGUUAAGAGCAUUAUAUUGUGGGUUUUAAUAUUGGCCAAUCACAUAUAAAUACAAAACGUAUAAAUUUUGUGUUGGAAAUUGUAAAAAUAUGUGAGCGAUCCGUCGUCUGUACCAAGUGGCCGUCGUGACACAUGAGGUGACACUGACGGUGCCAUGACAUUGGUGGUGCCGUGACACUGAGGGUGCCGCGAGAGCCUGCACCAUGUAUGGGUCAGUACGGACCGUAGGUGUAGUGUGUUGGAGAAUGGCAGCGUCGGGAGGAGUGUGGUGGGGCGUGGUGGCAGGCCCCGCCAGGGCCGCCUCUCUCCUCACACGCUCCUACACCUCCACCACAAGGCUAAGUGCCAAUGCUCUGAGCCGUGUGGUAAAGACUAGUAAUGUGUACGGAUGUGAAGGUGUGCGACAGUUAGGCCUAUGGGCUGUGCUAGGCCAGCAGGCCCAGGGAGGCCCUAGAGCCAAGACGCCAAGCUACAGCAGGAGGUCGACCCUAUACUACGUGGCCGCCGUCUGGGUGCUCGCCUUCGGCCUCAGUUAUGCUGCCGUGCCGCUCUACAGAAUAUUUUGUCAAGCUUACAGCUAUGGAGGAACCACCAAAGAAGGAAGUGAUGCAGAGAAGAUUGAAUCAAUGCAACAAAUUAGUGAUCGUGUCAUCAGAGUUCGUUUUAAUGCUGAUACAGCUGCUUCCAUGACCUGGAACUUCAAGCCACAGCAAACGGAAAUUAAGGUGCAUCCAGGUGAAACAGCUUUAGCAUUCUACACUGCACGGAAUCCAACAAAUCGUCCUGUUAUUGGCGUAUCGACUUAUAAUGUAAUUCCUUUUGAUGCUGGACAGUACUUUAACAAAAUCCAGUGUUUUUGCUUUGAAGAGCAACUCUUAAACCCUCAUGAGGAAGUUCAUAUGCCUGUCUUCUUCUAUAUAGACCCUGAGUUUGCCGAAGACCCAAAGAUGGAGAAUGUGGACAGCUUGACAUUGUCUUAUACGUUCUUUGAGGCUCGUGAGGGGCUGCAGCUUCCAAUGCCUAGAUUUGCAAGUAAAGCGGUAUAAAUACUGUAGUGACAACAUACCACUUCAAAUUUCUGUUGAUAAUUCAUAAUAUUGUUAAGGUUUGGACAUUGCAAUUUCAUAAUCAAAUAAAUUAUUGUAUGCUGUAAAGCUGUAAAUAUUGUUUGUAGUUUAUUAAAUAAAUUGACAAUAAAAUAA
Procambarus clarkii (red swamp crayfish) is the source of this 1263-nucleotide messenger RNA. It is a transcript of the gene Cox11, whose product is annotated as Cytochrome c oxidase copper chaperone COX11. The record is from RefSeq and is a predicted model, not a curated record. Gene Ontology annotation, cellular component: mitochondrial inner membrane. Gene Ontology annotation, molecular function: copper ion binding. NCBI's taxonomy places the organism in Eukaryota, Metazoa, Arthropoda, Malacostraca, Decapoda, Cambaridae.